Molecule: messenger RNA, 1533 nt
Organism: Gekko japonicus
Lineage: Eukaryota; Metazoa; Chordata; Lepidosauria; Squamata; Gekkonidae
Gene: MDH1B
Product: malate dehydrogenase 1B
Exons: 11
Coding region: 1-1533 (510 amino acids)
Biological process (GO): tricarboxylic acid cycle; malate metabolic process; oxaloacetate metabolic process
Molecular function (GO): L-malate dehydrogenase (NAD+) activity
Source: RefSeq, a predicted model, not a curated record
AUGGCCAAGUUCGUCCUCGCAGGUAGGGCAGAUUGCCCCUACUAUGCUAAGGCUGAACUCCUAGCUGACUAUUUGCAGAAAAAUUUGCCUAACUUCCGGAUACAUAAGAUCACUCAGCAUCCGGACAACUGGGAGAAAUGGCUUCAGGAGAUCUGUGGAAAAAAUGGAUGGAAGCACAAGCGCUCCCCCAUUAUUUGGAGAGAAUUGUUGGACCGUGGAGGGAAAGGUCUUCUUCUGGGAGGAUUUAAUGAGUUCCUAGAACAUGCUCAGCAUUACUAUAGCAUCACGUCAGACAUGAUGACCGCAGAGAUGCGUCAAAUUGCUGAAGAGAACUUGCGGACUCACAUAGAAGUUGAGCAAGAGGAGGAAGAACUCAAGAGCCUUAUCAGCCCCUUACACAUCUGGAUCAACAGAGCAGCUGGUCAUAUCUGCUACCACCUGAUCCCUUUGUUGGCCAACGGAGAAAUAUUCGGGGCAGAAACCGAAGUCAGCCUGCAUUUGCUGGACAGAAGCAACUGCGAAGGAGUUCUACGGGGCAUCGUAAUGGAGACGGAAGACAUGGCGUUCCCUCUUCUUCGCAGUGUCUCUCCACACACCAAACUGGAGGGGGCUUUUCUUCAAGCUGACGUCAUCAUUUUGCUUGAUGACAUCCUGCAGGAGACCAUCCCAACGCUCGAAAACUGCAUCCGACAAGUGACCGGCCAGUGUAAAGUCUAUGGUCCUCUGAUUGAUGAGAACGCCAAAAGUGACGUCAAAAUAGUCGUGAUGGGGAGGACCUUUUCCAACCUUAAAGCAUUACUGCUGAUGAUGAAUGCCCCGUCUAUUAACCCUCGAAACAUUGUCACGCUAGCUAUGCUAGAAUGCGAAGCCAAGUCCAUGUUGGCAAGAAAGCUGAAGAUGCAUUCAAAAGGGAUAAAAAAUCUCAUCGUCUGGGGUAACGCCAGCGGGAGUAGCUUCAUUGAUCUCAAUCACACGGAGCUCUAUGGAUACGACGGUGCCAUCUGGGGCCCACCAAGCUUUUUCCGUUCCUUGUUGGAUGUUCUGUUUGAUCGCAAAUGGAUGCGCUCUGAAUUUGUGGCUUCGCUGGGCUCACUGAGUUCUUGGGGGCACCACUGCUUGGGCCUGGCACCAGCACACGUCAUUGCAACGGUGCUGAGAUACUGGUAUCAAGACUCUCCCCCAAAGGAGAUGGUCUCUCUAGGAGUCAUCAGUGAAGGCCAGUUUGGGCUCCCUGAAGGGAUUGUCUUUUCCAUGCCUGUGAGGUUCCAGAAUGGUAGAUGGGAGGCCCUUACAAAACUAGAAAUUGACAAGAAAAAUCAAGAAUAUCUUCAGAUCUUAGCCUGUGAUCUGAUUCGGGAAAAGGAAGUUGCAUUAGGUGAAGCAGUUGAACUAUAUCCCCGCAGACGAGUGCCUGAAGGGUUACCUGAGGAGUUAAAAGAGUCAAAGAGCCCGGAAGAAGAAAAUAUCGAAGAAUCCACAGAUGUUCCUGAAGUUUCGUCUUACCACGAAAUCAAUGUGAACAGUCUAGAAUGA